AUGGAUUUUAUGAAACCAGAGACUGUUUUGGACUUGGGCAAUAUCCGACAAGCUCUUGUUCGAAUGGAAGACACUAUAGUGUUUGACCUUAUCGAGCGUUCACAAUUUUUCAAGUCUCCAUCCGUGUACGAGCCAAAUAAGUUUCCUAUCCCUGAUUUCAAGGGUAACUUUUUGGAGUGGGCGUUGCUACAGAUGGAGUUGGUACAUUCACAAAUUAGGAGAUACGAGGCGCCCGACGAAACGCCUUUUUUUCCUCAACAAAUCAAGAAGCCUAUCCUACCACCAAUCAACUACCCUAAGAUCCUUGCAUCGUACUCAGACGAGAUUAACGUGAAUCUGGAGAUUAUGAAAUUUUACGUUGAAGAUAUCGUGCCGCAAGUGAGUUGUGGUGAUGGUGACCAAUUGGAAAACUUGGGUUCUGCUUCAACCUGUGAUAUUGAGUGUUUACAAGCAAUCUCGCGAAGAAUACAUUUUGGUAAGUUUGUUGCCGAGGCCAAAUACCAGCUGGACAAGCCACUAUAUAUAAAACUUAUUUUAGAUAAGGAUGUAAAGGGAAUUGAGGACUCCAUUACCAAUAGUGCGGUUGAAGCGAAAAUAUUGGAACGGUUGGUGGUAAAAGCUGAGAAUUAUGGUGUAGAUCCAUCGAUGAAGUUUGGUCAAAAUGUAAAGAGUAAAGUCCAGCCAGAGAUUAUUGCACAGCUUUAUAAGAAGUGGAUCAUUCCAUUGACAAAAAAAGUUGAAGUUGAUUAUUUAUUAAGACGAUUAGAAGAUGAAGAUGAAGCGUUGGUCAAGCAAUUCCAAAAAGAAGGAAAUUAG
This is a messenger RNA of Lodderomyces elongisporus, 816 nucleotides long. RefSeq names its product chorismate mutase (gene ARO7). The record is from RefSeq and is a predicted model, not a curated record. Gene Ontology annotation, cellular component: cytoplasm. Gene Ontology annotation, molecular function: chorismate mutase activity. The transcript has a single exon. The coding region runs from base 1 to 816 and encodes 271 amino acids. Gene Ontology annotation, biological process: chorismate metabolic process; aromatic amino acid biosynthetic process. Lineage: Eukaryota; Fungi; Ascomycota; Pichiomycetes; Serinales; Debaryomycetaceae.